This is a messenger RNA of Astrephomene gubernaculifera, 467 nucleotides long. Lineage: Eukaryota; Viridiplantae; Chlorophyta; Chlorophyceae; Chlamydomonadales; Astrephomenaceae. The record is from the annotation of a GenBank genome assembly.
CUGGGCGGGUACGGCUUCACGCAUGGGCUGGCUCCUGCGGCUUGGGCAACUAACAGGGCCCACAUGGCGCGCGUCAUGGAGUUUGGGAGCACACGCAUCGGGGCGCACCUAGGGGUGUUCGUGACCUCGCCCUUCACUCAGCCGGGUGUCAAGGCGGCCGCGCUGAGGCUGGGGAAGGGGGAGUGCGUGCGGGAGGUAAACGGACAGACGCUGGGGAAGAUCCCGCUGCGCGAGUUGUUCCCAACCGUCACGUCAUGCAUGCGGCGCAAAGAUCCCAUUGAGGUGGGCUGCGGCACUACCGCUCUGUCACGACCGGGCUACUUUGAUGCGCACAUCAGCGACGAGCAGUUUGCCGCCGAGUCGGCCUACAUUGCGCGACACCAUAAAGUGGACAUCCGGGAUAAGGAACAUCUGUACUACUACCGCGUGUUCAGGGAGACGUUCCCCAACGGCAUCGUUCCAAACAA